Molecule: messenger RNA, 1970 nt
Organism: Mytilinidion resinicola
Lineage: Eukaryota; Fungi; Ascomycota; Dothideomycetes; Mytilinidiales; Mytilinidiaceae
Exons: 1
Coding region: 35-1762 (575 amino acids)
Source: RefSeq, a predicted model, not a curated record
ACUUCCCAUUCGCAAUUUCGUCUCCUCGAGCGCAAUGCCUCCCUCGCGGCUCCCGACCUGUCGCCUAAUACCUCACACGCCACCGUCACGAUGCUGUAAUCCCAGCUCUCGACCUCCAACCCCACGGCAGUUCUCCCACAACUCCCAGCUCCUCCUCGUCGUAUCGCCUGCUUCCCCUCGGCCGCAGCUCCCGUUCCUAUACCCAUCCUCACGCCGUUUGCAUCCGCGGACUCGCAAUGGGCAGUGGCAAUUAAAUCGACUCCUUACCACUGAACGGAAGAAAUACAUAAAGGACACCGCGAAGCUAUCCGUCAAGUUCUCUAUCAUCUUUUUCGCAAUAUCGUCACUUGGUACUAUAGCUAGUUUAGCUAUUCUUUCAGAACAACAAGAACGCGCCUUUCCCUCUCCCCCAGAAUGGAGCUUAAUAACAAAAUACUACUUUCGCAAUGGACGGUGGGAGGAAGUCGCGGAAAACAAUCAGAGCGGUGUUCCAGAUUGGGUGAAGACGUACUUUCAAUUCAUGGGCGCUCUCGACAGGCUCGAAGAUACGAGCAAGGAUGGUGCUGGGCUGACUGAGCAGGAAGAGGGAGGCAUCAUUGUGCCUGGGGUUGGCAAAGCUGGAUUUGACAUCACUGGGAAAAGCGAGGAAUGGCGUCAGGGGUAUUAUGAGGUGUUAAUAGGCAUGGGACGCGCGGCGGAGCACAUUGAUGGCUGGGUAGUGGAAAAGACGACCAAAAGAGGCCAUAAACUUGCAUGGCCGCCGGAGCACAUAAAAACCGCAUCAAAUCCAAAACCUCGACCGCCACCUCCGCGUGCCCCUGACCCGCCACUAGAAGAGAACUGCGAGCUGAUAUCGAAACCUCCGGAAACAUACUACCUCAAAAUUCUCACGACACCAGGCUUCACAUCGCACCAACGGCUCACCGCUGCUCUUAGCUAUGCAGAUUGGUUAGCAUUCAAAGGUCUGAACGAAUCGGCCGAGGAAAUGUACCAAUGGGGCCUCGACAUCGCAUGUGCCGGCCUCCCCGAUCCCACAAACGUGGUCAACGGAAAGACAGGCGUCAUAUUCGCCUCCGCGCCAUCUGUAACACCCAACGUCGUGCUGGCCGCAACAACUAUGGCAACACACUACGCCACAACAGGCGACGUCGCCACCGCUCUUCCAAUCUUCCUCUCUGUUCUACGCGCACGACGCGCUGCCCCGCCUGCCCCAAUUGCGCCACCUCCGCCAGAAGUGGAGUCCUCAAUAUGGAACUCAAUCCGCCAGUUUGUAGAGACACCCUCUUACCCAGCACUUCCUCCCACAGGCGACGAACCACUCGUUCGCUCUCCGUCAGAUGUGUGCGAAGAAGCCACGCUCAUGAACUUCAUCAGUGAAAUCCUCUUCGCCACCGCAUCCUCCGACGCGCAGCGCUCAGCCGGCCUGAGUUGGGCGCGCGAGGCCGUGCAAACCGCCAAAUCGUACACUCCAUCCGAGCCUGUAGAUCAAAAGGCUCGUAGGAAGUGCAUGGAAUGCGAAGAGGCAGGGUUGGACAACUGGUCCAAGAUGAUGGGGCGAUUAGUGAAAGACGCAAAGGCGAAAGCCGAGAAAUCACCUGGGUGGAAGGGCUGGAUUGGCCUUGGCGGAAAAUCUGACGAGGUUGAGAAGUUGGAGUCGGAGGAGAAGGACGUGCUACGACGCCUAGAGAAAGUGAGUGAUCUCAUUAUGAAAGAGAAGUAUGAGGAGGCAGAUAGGGCUGCUGCGAGGAUGUUUGUGAUAUAGUAAUCUUUUGGGGAAACCUGGAAGGCAUAGCAUAGUGGGUUUGGGUGUAUAUCAGUUGUAGAGUAUACCAUCUAGCAUUCACAAGGUCACAAGAGUCAGACGGAUGUAUCGAUGUCAGAUAAUCUAUGGAAGACUCCUGACGGUGCGAAAACAUUAAAAUCAGCCUAUUUCCCAUGUCCUAAUCUAAGAGUCCCGUCAAUAACCAGCC